AUGGACUUGUCUUGUCCGAUCGACCCAAUCUACCUCGCUGGGUUUGCUACCAAGUGUAUAAUGCCCAGUCAAGUAUCAAAAUUUACUCCAGAGUCUUUCCACCUAUUGGAUUCGUAUGCGUCACACCGAGAUACUCUGGUGGAAAUUGCAUGUAAGGAGCGAUCAAGUCCGUGUUAUUACGGUAAUGAAGAGGACAGACAGAGCGUUGAGUUAAAGUUUGGUGACUUUGUGGACUACUAUCAAGCCACAUUCAAUAAACAGACACAUUGGCUGCAGACGGUAGACGAUCUGGAAUUUUAUCUGGCCCAGUGCCCCAUAGCUAUGCCACAAUCUGAUGAUACAUGCACCAAAGCGAUCUUGCCCGCCAUUAUGCAUGAUAUCUGCGUACCCGAGUGUCUUCAUAAAAAGCCUGUCACCCAAGUGAAUCUCUGGAUGACUGUGCUACCUGGCCGAACGACGCUGCACUAUGAUGCGUAUCACAACAUUGUGGUCGUUUUGUACGGAAGAAAAACUAUUACACUAUAUCCCCCAUCCGACACUGCAAAAGUAUAUCCGUAUCCGGUUCAUACCAAGUCCGUGAAUCACAGCCAAGUGAACACCUCUCAACCGGACCUCGAAAAACACGCACGCUUUGUAAAUGCAUCGGCUCAGCAAUUCGCAGUCGUAGCUGGUGACGCACUUGUGAUUCCGGAAGGGUGGUGGCACAUGGUGGACUCGGACAAGUUUACUAUUGCUAUCAACUACUGGUGGAAUGGCGUGCGAGAACAACUCGUAGCAGAUAAACGCAUGGUGCCUUACUACGCCCGUGUGAUGCUGGAAGAACUGGUCAAGCAGCAAUGCGAGGCGCGUCUUCUUGCCUUUCGGUCUUCAUCUCGGGUAGGUAUCGUUGCAAACUUUGAAGAUGCAGAUCAAGUAGCAGCUGCGUAUUUGGCGUCAAAGGAUCAAGGCUAUCGUGAACAGGUGUUGUUGUCACUGGAACGCAAUAUUUUUGUGAAAACACAACGGUUUCUAGCAGUGAACAACGUUAUAGAGUGGCGAAAACUACUUGUAAAUGCAAGUGUGGACUUGGCUGCUGCCUUAGUUGAGUGUUGGGAAAGUGUGGAUAUUGAACCUGAUACUUUAGGCGAGCUAUUUGGCGCUCUUGAAGAUGAGGAGGUAGAGUCGUUGAAAAAGCUAAUAGCUGCCAAACAAGCCCAGUUCCGCCGGGAAUGUGCUGCCGACAUGUAUCAAUCACUGUUUGGCUAG
This is a messenger RNA of Peronospora belbahrii, 1245 nucleotides long. Lineage: Eukaryota; Oomycota; Peronosporomycetes; Peronosporales; Peronosporaceae. The record is from the annotation of a GenBank genome assembly.